This is a messenger RNA of Oncorhynchus gorbuscha (pink salmon), 9517 nucleotides long. RefSeq names its product cytoplasmic dynein 2 heavy chain 1-like. The annotation marks the transcript as partial. Gene Ontology annotation, molecular function: ATP hydrolysis activity; minus-end-directed microtubule motor activity; dynein intermediate chain binding. The record is from RefSeq and is a predicted model, not a curated record. Gene Ontology annotation, cellular component: dynein complex. The transcript is spliced from 61 exons. Gene Ontology annotation, biological process: microtubule-based movement. Lineage: Eukaryota; Metazoa; Chordata; Actinopteri; Salmoniformes; Salmonidae.
GCACUGCAGUUCAGAUAGGCUGAACUACUACGUAGCUGCCGUAGUUUCAAUGGUAACUACGCCAGCUUCACUCUUGGUGCAGAAACAAGACAUCAACUGCAGAUUAUGCAGAAGUAUCCACUCGCCUAAAAUUGGGAUAGUAAUGUUAGUUUUUACGUUGCAGAUAUAAUGUAGUGUUUUGAUGUCCACAUUCGGUCUUACAGUCGAAGCGACCUCUUUAACCCGGAAUCCGAAAACAAUCUGUUCACUUGAGCCACAAAACAAGAAGUGAGAGAUGCCUCACGGCUCGGAUGACGCCCGCAAGCAGUUCGUCCUCACCACGACAGGGAACUACUUCGGCCUAAAGCCGUCUGCAUCCCUGGUUGGGUCUGAGGAACUCAACAACUUCUUAGACGAUGGUAACGAAUUCGUGCUUGCUGUCAACAAACACGAGAAUGACCUGUGCCUGUCAAACAAGAUUGAGGCUGGGUACAGCAGAGAGAAGGUGCUAGUGUUCUUUAAGCUGCAUCCCACAGUGAUAACAGAGGAGAACCUGCACCAGAAUGUCCUGGUGUCCUCCAUGCUAGAGUCUCCUAUCAGUACCCUCUACCAGGCUGUGCGACAGGUGUUCGCCCCUAUGCUACUCAAGGAUGAGCGGUGGAGCUCAGCAUUUGACCCUAAGCUUGCGGGCCUGCUAAGUGAGCUGGAGCAGGGGCUAGGCUCUGUGGUCCGCAGGGCUGGAACAGAAGACUCUGGCAAGAGGAGUCCAGGGGAAGAUGACAUCCUGGGUAUCCUGACCCCGGUGGAUGAAUUCCAGUACUGGGCUGAUCUCUCCGAGUCUGGGGACAGGAGCACUGUGAGAGAGAGGGCCGCACACUUCUCUGAGCUCUUCAAGCCCAUAGAGAAGGACUACAGUGGUCUGGAUGGUGUCUGUCUGGCUGAUGCUGUGGAGCUGGUGGAGGUGAGCAGAGACACACUGGAUGACGUGUGGAGGCAGAACGACCAUGAUCCUUUUCCUGAGACACGCAUGCUCAGACUCAUGGACGUCAUCGGUGGUGCGCUGGGCAGGUACGUGCAGAAGAAACUGAGUGGUGUGAAACUCUUUUUGGACCCGUUCCUGUCUGUGAGGGAGAGCCUGAGAGUCGGCCUGGUCAUCUGUGAGCAGUGGGUGUCGGCCUGUGAGCACCUGAGUGGACAGGUGUGGAAGAGAUACGCCCCUUACCCCUGGAAGGGAGACAAGCAUCGCCCACAGGCCCUGCACAGCCUGGCUCAGAGACUGGAUGAGGUGGUGACGAUCCGUACGGUCCAUGAGAAGCUGCUUCGUCUGCUGCCUGGAGGAAAACAGCAGGCCUUGGCCUCGGCUCGCGUAUAUGAACCCUUCUCUGGCCUCAACCCCUUACACUACAACCCCUAUACUGAGCCUCUGUGGAGGGCGGCAGUAGCCCAGUUUGAGCGAGCCAUCACCCCAGCAGAGCAGGAGGUGGCAGGCAGACUGAAGGCCUACAUAGCAGAUGUACAGGACAACCCACAGCAGCUGCUGCAGGUGUUUCAGAAGCACAAGGAGCUGAUCAGACGACCCAACGUCAGCAAGGAGCUGCAGUCAGAGAGAGAGACUCUGCUGGCCAGACUGCUGGAAUACAUCAAGGUGCUGCGGACAGACUUUGAGGGUCGUUGCCAUGGCGCCCCGGGAGAAAAGUCCGGCCCCCUGGCUGGCCGGAAUCUCCCUGAGGUCGUCAACAACAUUGUAUGGGUCCGCCAGCUUCUCCAUAAGGUGGAGGACUCCAUCAAGAUAGCGCAGGCUCUGCUGUCAGACCUGUCAGGGUUCCGCUCGUUCCUGCGGUUCUGUGACGACCUGCUGGAGGUUCUACGGGCCUACGAACAGGAACAGUUUGAUGACUGGUCCAGAGACAUCCUCUCUGGCCUCUCUGACCCCAAGUGUGGCAUCAGUCUUCAGGCCAGUAACCGUGUGAUGGAGCUGGACCAUAUAGAUGGGAAGCUGAAGAUCCAGUACUCUGACCGUCUGGUCACUCUGCUGAGGGAGGUCAGACAGCUGUCAGCCCUUGGCUUCCCCAUCCCAGCCAAGAUCCAGCAGGCUGCCAACACUGCAGACAAGUUCUACAGGCAGGCCAUCAUCCUCAAACAGGUGGCCCACUUCUACAACACCAUCGACCAGCAGAUGAUCUCCUCUCAGAGACCCAUGAUGCUCAGCUACGCCCUGGCCUUUGAGCAGGUCAUCAAGCAGAAUCCACGGUCCCAACCCCGGGACUCUGGCGGGAAGCUGCAGAUCACCUGGGAUAAUCCCAAAGAGCUGGAGGUGUACAUUGGAAAACUCCAGUCUGCCGCAGAGAGACUCUCCACUGAGAACCGGAAACUGAGGAAGUGGCACACAGACUUCACUGAGAAGGUGGUGGCCCUGAUGACUGUGGACCUGCUGAGGCACCAGCAGCGCUGGAAGGACGGCUUACAGGAGCUCCGCACCGGGGUCGCCACACUGGAGGCACAGGGGUUCAGGUCAGGGGAGAUGAAGGCCUGGAGGCAGCACUGGAACCACCAGCUGUACAAGGCCCUGGAACAUCAGUACCAGACUGGACUGGAGGCUCUCAACAAGAACCUGCCUGAGAUACACAUAGACCUCACUUUCAAGCAGGGUCGUCUUCAGUUCCGUCCUCCUUUUGAGGAGGUGAGGGCCAAGUACUUCAGAGAGAUGAAGAGGUUCAUCUCUAUCCCGAACCAGUUCAAAGGAGUCAGCGCUCAGGGGGAGGAGCUCAUCUUCAGCGUCAUGAUUGACAGGAACGCAUCAGGCUUCCUCACCAUCUUCAGCAAAGCAGAGGACCUCUUCAGCCGUCUGCUGGGCGUUCAGGACAAGUUUAAGGAGUGGGUGGUGCUGGGCCAGGUUGACAUGGACGUGUUGGUGGAGAAGCAGCUAUCGUCUGUCCAGGACUGGGAGAGGAACUUCAAGGCCUUGAAGGCCAGAGGGAAGGAGUCAGAACGCCUGUCCAGUCUGGAGAAGGUUGACUGUAUCACAGUGAACUGUGAGCCAGUGAAGGCAGUGAUUGAUGACCUCAUCCAGAGACUGUUUGACACCCUGCUGAUGUCCCUCAGAAAGUCCAUACAAGGCCAUACCCUAGACAUAGACAGUUUUGUGACUGGGGCCAUGGAGACGUUGUCCUCUCGUCCAGAGAGUAUUGAUGAGAUAGGAGAGGCCAAUGCCAGACACAGCCAGAUACAGGCCCGCAAACCAGACAUCCUGCUCCAGUUCCAGGCGGCGCAGGAGAAGAACCGUCUGCUAAGGGCCGUAGCAGGAGGCGGUCUGGAUUCCCUGUCCUCCCUCAGGGCCAAGUGGGACAAACUAGAGAUGAUGAUGGAGAGCCACCAGCUGAUGAUCAAAGAGCAGGUCGAGGUGAUGCGUAGUAAUGCUGAGAGUCGUGUCCAGGCCUACAGGCUGGAGCUGGACAGGUUCAGGGCUCGCUGGGACCAGCUGAAGCCCAGAGACGAGGUCAUAGAGACAGGAGACCAGGCAGCCCUGCUGGCCUCUGUCCAAACCAUCAGAGACAAGAGACAGGAGUUCCAGGAGCUGGAGGUCACACGCACACGCCUGCUUGAGGACUGUCGUCACUUUGAGCUGGAGGCUCCAGACUUCUCCCUGGCGGAGGAGACCAUCAGAGACAUGGAGGAGUAUGGACAGAUGUGGUCUCUGUAUGAGGACUGGCAGGAGGGCUUCCAGGAGAAGGCCAAGGAGGACUGGAUCACAUUCAGGAGUAAGACCUACGUGUUUGAGGAGUUCCUGUUUGCGUGGCAGGACAGACUGAGGAAGCUUGAGCAGCACACCAGCAUGUCUGUCAAACUACAGAGAGAAGUUGACAAGUACAAGAGUCUGGUUCCGGUGUUAAAGUACGUGCGAGGGGAGCACCUAUCCCAGGACCACUGGUUGGAUCUAUUCAGACUGUUGGGUCUUCCUAAAGGCACCACCCUGGAGAGACUGACCUUCUGGGAUCUGCUCAGUGUGUCUGACACCAUCACAGACCGAGCCCUUGAGCUCAAGGACCUGAACAGCAGGGCCCAGGCGGAGGUGACCAUCAGAGAGGCUCUCAGGGAGCUGGACCUGUGGGGGGCCGGAGCUGCCUUCACCCUCACUGAGUAUACAGACAGCACUGGACACACACUCACACUCAUCAAGGACUGGAAAGACAUGGUCAACCAGGUUGGUGAUAACCGCUGUCUGCUGCAGUCUCUGAAGGACUCUCCGUACUACCGUGGCUUCCAGGACAAGGUCAGUCUGUGGGAGGUGCGUCUGUCUGAUCUAGAUGAGUACCUGGUCAGUCUGAAUGCCAUCCAGAGGCGUUGGGUCUACCUGGAGCCCAUCUUCGGACGGGGGGCUCUACCCAGGGAACAAGCCCGUUUCAAACGGGUUGACGAGGACUUCAGGUCCAUUUUGGCUGAUGUCCAGAGAGACAACAGGGUGACGUCUCUGAGCUCUCGGGCUGGCAUCAGAAACUCCCUCAUUACCAUCUUAGACCAGCUCCAGCGUUGCCAGAAAUCACUCAACGAGUUCCUAGAGGAGAAGCGUUCUGCUUUCCCGCGGUUCUACUUCAUUGGAGACGAUGACCUGCUGGAGAUUCUGGGCCAGGCCACCAACCCCACUGUGAUACAGUCACACCUCAAGAAGCUGUUUGCUGGCAUCGACAGUGUGGACUUUGACGGGGACUGCCAGCACAUCGUGGCCAUGCGUUCUCUAGAGGGAGAGGUGGUGGCCCUCAGAAACCUCAUACGUAUCUCCAACAGCGUAGAGGUGUGGCUGGGUGAGCUGUCUGCUGAGAUGAAGGAGACUCUGAAGCAGCUGUUGUAUGAGUGUGUCUCAGCGGGGGGGAAAGGACAGGUGGACCCGUCCUGCUACCCCUCUCAGAUCCUGUGCUUGGCAGAGCAGAUCCAGUUCACUGAGGAGGUGGAGAGUGGUCUGAGAAACAGCAGUCUGCAGCAGCUGGAGGUGGAGCUCACCGCUAAGCUAGAGCACUACACCAGCGUAGACACCAGCUCUGAGGAGACGGGAAACACAGAGUCAAGUGUGUUGCAGCUGAAGCUGAAGGCUCUGAUCCUGGACAUCAUCCAUAACAUCAGUGUGGUGAAGCAGCUGUGUGAGGCGGGGGUGAGCAGCCCUGACUCCUGGGCCUGGAGGAAACAGCUCCGGUUCUACCUCAACAACGACAAAUGCUGCUCCAUACAGAUGGUUGACGCUCACUUCAGCUACACAUACGAGUACCAGGGUAAUGCGGCUAAGCUGGUCCACACCCCCCUGACUGAUAAGUGUUAUCUGACACUGACCCAGGCCAUGAUGAUGGGUUUGGGAGGAAACCCCUACGGCCCUGCCGGCACCGGCAAGACUGAGUCAGUCAAAGCCCUGGGGGGCCUGUUCGGAAGACAAGUACUGGUCUUCAACUGUGAUGAGGGUAUAGAUGUGAAGUCCAUGGGGCGUAUCUUUGUGGGGCUGGUGAAGUGUGGAGCGUGGGGCUGCUUUGAUGAGUUCAACCGCCUGGAGGAGGCUGUGCUGUCUGCAGUGUCCAUGCAGAUACAGGCCAUCCAGAACUCACUGAAGAACCACAGGACCAGCUGUGAGCUGCUGGGCAAGGAGGUGGAGUUGGACCCUAACUCAGGGGUGUUUAUCACAUUGAAUCCAGCUGGGAAGGGUUAUGGAGGGAGACAGAAGCUGCCUGACAACCUGAAGCAACUGUUCAGGCCCGUGGCCAUGUCCCGACCAGACAACGAGCUCAUUGCUGAGGUCAUCCUCUACUCCGAGGGCUUCAAAGACGGAGAGAUACUGGGACGCAAGCUGGUCGCCAUCUUCAACCUCGCCAGGGAGCUGUUGACCCCGCAGCAACACUAUGACUGGGGUCUGAGGGCUCUGAAGACGGUGCUGAGAGGCUGUGGCAGACUGCUGCAUCAGAGGAGUGAGGCCAAGAACAAGAUCAAGGAGAGUGUUCUGGUGGUGCAGGCGCUGAGGUUGAACACCAUGUCCAAGCUGACAUUUGCAGACAGCAGCAGGUUUGAUGCCUUGGUCCAAGAUGUGUUCCCUGGGGUGGGUUUUACUGACGUGGAGGAUCGGACCCUCAGCCACGCACUGCAGGCCGUCUACGAGGAGGCACACCUCGUACUCAUACCCAGCCAGAUGAAGAAGGCUCUGGAGCUGUGUGAGCAGUUGAGACAGCGUAUGGGAGUGGUGAUCGUAGGUCCCAGCGGGGCAGGUAAAUCUACUCUGUGGAGGAUGCUGCGUGCCGCCCUGGGCAGGACAGGCAGGGUGGUGAAGCAGUAUACAGUGAACCCUAAAGCCAUGCCCCGCCAGCAGCUGCUGGGUCACAUAGACAUGGACACUAGGGAGUGGACUGACGGGGUGCUCACAAACAGCGCCAGGCAGGUGGUGAGAGAACCACAGGAGGUGAGCUCGUGGAUCAUCUGUGACGGGGACAUAGACCCAGAGUGGAUCGAGUCGUUGAACUCUGUGUUGGAUGACAACCGUCUUCUGACCAUGCCCAGUGGAGAGAGGAUCCAGUUUGGACCCAAUGUCAACUUUGUCUUUGAGACCCACGACCUCAGCUGUGCCUCACCAGCCACAAUCUCACGCAUGGGCAUGAUUUUUCUCAGUGAUGAGGACACAGAUGUGAGCGCGUUGGUCAAGUCGUGGCUGAAGGGUCAGCCUGAUGAGUGUCGCAGUAACCUGGAGAACUGGAUGGGAGACUUCUUCCACAGAGGCCUUGACUGGGUGCUUAAACAGAAUGACUUGGUGGUGGAGACCAGUCUGGUAGGGACAGUGUUGAAUGGUCUGUCCCACCUGAGUGGAGUGACAGAGCGUGGUCAGUUUGUGGUUAGUCUCAUCAGAGGGCUGGGCGGGAACCUCAACCUCAAAUCAAGACAGGACUUCGCCAAGGAGGUGCUGGUCUGGGCUAGAGAGAGCCCUCCUGACCCGAGGAAGCCCCUGGACACCUACUAUGACCCUGAGUCUGGCCGGCUGUGUGUGUACACUCUGGAACGUCCUGACGGCCUCAGCCUGGAAGAGCUCACACACACUCACACACUCCCCGUCAUCCAGACCCCCGACAUGCAGAGAGGACUGCACUGCUUCUCCCACUGGCUCUCCUCCCAGCACAGACAACCCUUCAUACUGGUGGGGCCUGAGGGCUGUGGCAAGGGUAUGCUGUUGCGCUAUGCGUUCUCUCGGCUGCGUUCCACCCAGGUAGCGGUGGUCCACUGUAGCGCCCAAACCUCGUCUCGUCACGUCCUCCAGAAGCUCAGUCAGACCUGCCUGCUGCUCAGUUCCAACACGGGACGGGCCUACAGACCCAAACACUGUGAGAACCUGGUCCUCUACCUCAAAGACAUCAACCUGCCCAAGCCUGACAAGUGGGGCACCAGCAACCUCAUAGCCUUCUUACAGCAGGUGCUGACGUACCAUGGGUUCUAUGAUGAGAACCUGGAUUGGGUGGGUCUGGAGAACGUCCAGGUGGUGGCCUCCAUGUCAACAGGAGGCGCUGUGGGACGACACACACUCACUUCUCGCUUCACCUCCAUUGUGCGCAUCUGCACCAUAGAUUAUCCAGACAGGGAGCAGCUCCAGACCAUCUACUCAGCGUACCUGCAGCCUGUUCUCCAGAGGAGCCUUGGGAGCCAGGCAGCCUGGGCCAGCACUGGGAAAACACACCAGCUAGCAGGGUCUCUGGUACAGGUCUAUGAACAGGUGAAGGCGAAGUUCACGGUGGAUGACCACAGUCACUACCUGUUCACUCCGUGUGUUCUCACCCAGUGGGUGCUCAGCCUGCUGCGAUACCACCUGUCCGCAGGGAACUGUAAUAUAACAGACUCAGUGUUGGAGGUGGUAGCCUAUGAGGCCAAGAGGCUGUUCAGAGACAGACUGGUCUCCUCUAAAGACAUCCAUUCCUUUGACAACAUCCUCUCCUCUGUCAUACGAGGUGACUGGGGCUCCGACGCACUCGACAACAUGACAGAUGGUUUCUAUGUGACGUGGGGUGCGUCUGAGGGAGGGGGAGUGAUGGCCCCUGGUCAGUCCCUGCCUCCCCACGGUAAAUCUCUGGGACGCCUCGACUUUGCCGACCUACGCCAGGUCAUACACAAGGGAGCGGUCCUAUAUGGACGUGACAACAGGGAGUUGGAUCUGCUGUUGUUCUGGGAGGUGUGUCACUUUGUGUCUCGUGUGGACCGCGUCCUGAGUCGACCGGGGGGCUCUCUGCUCCUGGCCGGGCGCAGCGGGGUGGGGCGACGCACCGCCACAUGCCUGGUCUCACACAUGCAUGGAUACACACUCUACACACCCAAGAUCUCCCGCGGAUACUCACUCAAACACUUCAACAAUGACCUGAAGAACGUGAUGCAGCUGGCAGGUCUUGAGGGCCAACAGGUGGUGCUGUUGCUGGAGGAUUAUCAGUUUGUCCACCCAGCCUUCCUGGAGAUGGUCAACAGCCUGCUGUCCUCUGGUGAGGUUCCAGGCCUGUACUCCCCAGAGGAGCUGGAGCCCCUCCUCUCCUCUCUCAAAGAUCCUGCAUCGCAGGACGGAUUCACCGGACCCCUCUUCAACUACUUUGCCUACCGAAUCCAGCAGAACCUACACAUAGUGUUGAUCAUGGACUGCACCAACUCUAACUUCACCAUUAGCUGUGAGAGCAACCCGGCUCUCUACCGCAGGUGUUCCGUUCAGUGGAUGGACGGAUGGUCUGAGAGCAGCAUGAAGAAGAUCCCUGAGAUGCUGCUGGCUAAGGUGGAGGGAGAGGGGGAGAAGAGUGGAGGAGAGAAAGGCCACGAGAGAAAAGGCUCAGCGUCGGGUCAGGGUGAUCUGUGUCGCUCCUUCCUGAUGAUCCAUGAGUCUUGUAGAGAAUAUGGAGCCACACCCAGCCAGUACAUGACCUUCCUCCACGUCUACACCUCCAUUUACAGCAGCAAACAGAGCCAGCUCACUCUCAGACAGCAACAUCUACAGGCGGGCGUGUCUAAGCUGAACGAAGCGAAGGCAUUGGUGGAUGAGCUGAAGAGGCGGGCUGCUGAGCAGAGCACUCUGCUGAGGACCAAACAGCAGGAGGCAGACUCAGCCCUGCAGGAGAUCACCACCUCUAUGCAGAAUGCCAGUGACCAGAAGACUGAGAUGGAGAAAAUCAAAGGGAAGAUUGCUCAGGAGGUGUCUAAGUGUGAAGAGAGGAAGGGGAAAAUAGACGACGAGCUGAGAGAAGUACAGCCCCUGGUGGAUGAGGCUAAGCGAGCUGUGGGGAACAUCAAGCCAGAGUCUCUAUCAGAGAUCCGCUCCCUGAGGAUGCCUCCUGACGUUAUCAGAGACAUCCUGGAGGGGGUGCUGCGACUCAUGGGCAUCUUCGACACCUCCUGGGUCAGCAUGAAGAGUUUCCUGGCUAAGAGGGGGGUAAGAGAGGACAUAGCCACAUUUGAGGCGAGGAACAUCAGUCACGAGAUCCGUCAGAGUGUGGAGGAGCUACUGACCAGAAACAAGGCCUCCUUCGACCCCAAGAAUGCUAAGCGGGCAAGUGCUGCG